UCUUUCUCUAUUAGAAGUAUUUCUUUGCGAGUUGUGAUAGUGAAUUUUGUUUGAAUAGUAUUUCAAGCAUUGAAUCAUGGCUUUCUAUGUCUUCAACUGGACAAAGAGAGAAUAUAUACUGGCAGUUUUGUCUUUGGUAUUGCUGGUCAUCACGGCCAAACACCAAGAGUACUUCUGCUGCAAGGAAAAGCCGCUGAGUAAUUUUGAGAAGUUUGGGAUUUGGCUUGGUUUGGUGGAGGAGCCAAAACCAUGUCCAGGGGAGGAAGAGCUCAUUUCUAUGGCAAUAGAGAUGGGCGUUGCCAGUGCGGCUGUGCUGGCAAGUACAGGCAUACCCAAAUUGUGGAACUGGUCCAAGAUGGGCGUUGCCAGUGCGGCUGCACUGGCAAGUACAGGCAUAUCCGAAUUGUGGAACCGGUCCACAUCUAUUCUGGGUCACGUUGGACAGGCAGUGAAGAGAGGAUUCCAGUAUCUGAAAGAUCGUGUACCAUUUAGAAAGGCUACCAACCACAAUCCCGAUGAGUCACCUCCGAAAUACAAGUAUUUCUUUUUCCGGAACGCCUAUGAACAAAGGAAAAUCCUAAUGGUUGCUAGAGAGGGAGAAGUCUAUGAACAGAUAUUUGUCUACUCUCCCGAAAAGAAGAAGAUGGAAUGUGUGAUGUGCUAUCCCAAAGGGCUUAUCUAAUUAACAGAGUCCAAUUAUAUCAGUGUAGUAUUGCCAUUUUAAAGAAGUCUGUUUAAAUAAUUGUCUUCAUGUUAACAGUUUAGAGAAGUUUGUUAAUAUCUAGUUUUUAUCUAUUUACACCAUAAAGAUAAGCUCAUACUAAAUCUUAAAUAUAAUAUUAGAAGAAUAUUAUAUAAUUAUUUAUAUCAGUGUAAUAAUAUUGUCAUUUUAAAGAAGUAUAUUUAAAUAUUUAUCUUCAUGUUAACUGUUAAGAGAUGUUUUUGUUAUC
Molecule: messenger RNA, 950 nt
Organism: Saccostrea cuccullata (small rock oyster)
Lineage: Eukaryota; Metazoa; Mollusca; Bivalvia; Ostreida; Ostreidae
Exons: 5
Coding region: 77-682 (201 amino acids)
Source: RefSeq, a predicted model, not a curated record